Ciona intestinalis (vase tunicate) is the source of this 1600-nucleotide messenger RNA. The record is from RefSeq. NCBI's taxonomy places the organism in Eukaryota, Metazoa, Chordata, Ascidiacea, Phlebobranchia, Cionidae.
GUUUUAUAUUUCACGUAAUGUGUUUAUAAAGUAAGAAUGUAUAAUAUGGCUGACGAAAUAAAAAGAGGCAGUACCGUUACUAGUAUUUGUCGGAACUUAAAACUUGGGAAGUCGAAUAAUAAACGUUUAAACCUUGGCGAGGAUUCAAAACAACGCAAGGGUAUAUCUAACUGUUCGUGGCUUUUAGUCGGGGAAGACGGUACAGUAUUAUUGGAAGCGCCCGCCGAACGGGAACAGAUCCGUCAAUGUAAUUUCACAAGUAUCAACCCAAAGCGUGGGUACCUCGAUAAACGAGAGCAAAGUAUUUUACGUAAAGAUCGACGGUCAACACGGGAGCCCCCUGAGAUACAAGAGAAACUUUCAUUGAACCUUGACCUCCCUCUUGCACCGAAUUACUUCGGGCCGAAUGAGGAUGAGAAUGAACAAGCGCUGGAUUUAACGAAAAACUCACGAAAACCAGAUUCACCGUCAAGUUGUGAUUCGAACCCACGGACAUCGGCGUUUUCGAUCCGUGACAUCAUAUCAUUGUCUCCUACCCCACCGUGUGGGGAGAAUACACAUAGAGAUCGUAUUAAUGAAGGAAAUAUUGGAGAAACGACGGAAUAUAAUCAAGACCAGUUUGAAGAUUGUCUUCAAAUAAAAACCGAACCUAGUUUUAUGUCGACGCGCUCCACCGCACACAGCAAGGAAUCGUUUCGAUUAAAAACAUCGAAUGCUGACUCAGCAUAUGGGUCUUCCCCCGAUGAGGUGACAUGCCCUCCAUUUCCCUCUAGUGGCCAAAGUGGUCGUGAUUCGUUCCACAUUCAACCUACGUCCGCACAACAUCCAAGUUUCUUAUCUGGAGGUUCCAACAUGAGUGACUUGGACGCCCUGUAUUUAACUUCUCGGAGGUUGGGAAGAGUGGGAGCAGGAGUGGGAGGAGAUGAGGAGGAAGAAGCAGAUGACCAAAACUUGGACCACCCUCAUUCCAACACAUCCAGGGAAACCCCCCGCUUAUGUAACUUCUUCACCGGCCAAUCACGCGUCCGGAAACAUCGGCACCUGUCGUGUAGGAGCACCCCGACCCCAAGCAUGAGGUACAGCGACCCGAGCUCCCCCGAGGAAUCCAUCUUCACAUUAUCCGAGUUAGAAGGAGGAUUCUCAUCCUCCAAAAAACGAAGGAUUCAUUUCUGUGACUUUGAAGGCUGUGAAAAAGCUUAUACCAAAAGCUCACACCUGAAAGCUCAUAGGAGAACGCACACUGGUGAGAAGCCGUACCGCUGUACAUGGGAGGGUUGCACCUGGAAGUUUGCGCGAUCCGACGAACUCACGAGACAUUACAGGAAACACACGGGAUAUAAGCCCUUCAGAUGCCGCCAAUGUGAAAGAGCGUUCUCGAGGUCCGACCACCUGGCUCUACACAUGAAACGGCACCAACUUUCAUCCGCUUGAAUCGCUUUGUUUAAUUUCUGCUUCUUCCGCAAAUAAUAGAUAAAAGUUCCACAACACGAGUUGUUUAUUACGUCCUUUUGACGUCAUUAGCGUAUAUUGUUCCCUUAGUUACGCAACAAUCGCUUCUUUAAGGCGUCUUAUUCAAUUAAAUAAAACGAGCGACGCAGAA